This is a messenger RNA of Lepus europaeus (European hare), 3364 nucleotides long. RefSeq names its product solute carrier family 25 member 40 (gene SLC25A40). NCBI's taxonomy places the organism in Eukaryota, Metazoa, Chordata, Mammalia, Lagomorpha, Leporidae. Gene Ontology annotation, biological process: mitochondrial transmembrane transport. The coding region runs from base 276 to 1310 and encodes 344 amino acids. The record is from RefSeq and is a predicted model, not a curated record. The transcript is spliced from 12 exons.
ACCUCAGAGCCCGGGUCGGCGCGCUGCGCGUCAGCGUGUCGUCCUGCUCUGAUGAGUCGGUGGGACAGCGGUGUGACCGAGGCUGGUGGACGCAGCAGCCCCCCAGGCCGGCCGCCUGCCGUCGGGGUCAUUCCGCCCUCUCGGUUUCCCGGGCGCCCAUGCCCCCCAGCCGCCCUCCCCAGAUUUUCAGCUACUGAUGUUACAACCAGUAAAAUAUUGGAGCAUAGAGUUGAGGAAAAGACUUAAACCAGGUUUUUCUUCAGUUAGUUAAAAAUAUGGAUCUGGAGAAAAGGGAGCCACAGGCCAUCAAAGUGACACCUCUUCAGCAAAUGCUUGCCUCCUGCACUGGAGCUAUACUGACAUCAUUAAUGGUGACGCCCCUGGAUGUUGUUAAAAUUCGACUUCAAGCCCAAAACAACCCAUUCCCCAAAGGAAAAUGUUUUGUAUAUAGUAAUGGACUCAUGGAUCAUGUGUGUGUCUGUGAAGAGGGAGGCAGCAAAGCAUGGUAUAAGAAGCCAGGAAACUUCCGUGGUACAUUGGAUGCCUUUUUAAAAAUCGUUCGACAUGAGGGCAUUAAAUCCCUGUGGAGUGGUCUUCCCCCUACCCUAGUAAUGGCAGUUCCUGCUACAGUUAUUUAUUUUACCUGCUAUGAUCAAUUAUCUGCUCUUUUGAAAUCUAAACUAGGAGAAAAUGAAACCUCCAUACCAAUUUUUGCUGGAAUUGUGGCCCGAUUUGGUGCAGUAACCGUGAUAAGUCCAUUAGAAUUGAUUAGAACCAAGAUGCAGUCUAAGAAGUUUUCUUACAAGGAACUGCAUCGAUUUGUCAGCAAGAAAGUAUCUGAGGAUGGCUGGAUUUCCCUUUGGAAGGGCUGGGCUCCUACUGUUCUUAGAGACGUUCCUUUCUCAGCAAUGUACUGGUAUAACUACGAAAUUUUAAAGAAAUGGUUGUGUGAGAAAUCUGGCUUAUAUGAACCAACAUUUAUGAUCAACUUUACUUCAGGGGCAUUGUCUGGCUCUUUUGCAGCUAUUGCAACCUUACCAUUUGAUGUGGUAAAAACACAAAAGCAGACACAGCUUUGGACAUAUGAAACUCAUAAAAUAUUAUUUCUUUAUUUAGUUUCUGUGCCUUUACAAAUGUCAACCUGGGUUAUAAUGAAGAACAUUGUUGCUAAAAAUGGAAUUUCUGGAUUAUUUACAGGCCUGAUACCUCGCUUAAUUAAAAUUGCUCCUGCUUGUGCUGUUAUGAUCAGUACAUAUGAAUUUGGAAAGGCUUUUUUCCAGAAACAAAACAUUGGAGGGCAGCAGUACUAGUAAUGCUGUUUCAUGUUGAUAACAACCAUAGCCAAAUAAGAUGGAUGCUCGUAGGCAAGAACUUUUUUCACAAUUAUUUCUUUAGAAUGAUUUUGUCUUCCUCUCCUACAAUUUAAAAAAAAUAGUAAUUUUUAAAUCUCCCUAUAAAUUAUAAUUCUAAUUUAAAAAUCAAUUUUAUUCUUUUUUUGGAGAUACUUGAUAUUCCAGAAAUCACAAACUGAGUAUGCUUCUAAAGAAAAAGAAAAUUACUCCUCACGUUGAAAACAAUCUGAGAGUAUAAUAUUAUAUGUUUUAGAAUAAUUUAAUUGUACUGGGAAUGGGUCAGAUACAUCAGCUUUUUUGGAUUAUGUGUGAAUGAUGGAUAUAGCAUAUUUCAAUCAAGUAGAUUAUAGAAGGCAGUCAUUGAAUAGCAUCAAUCAUGCUUACCAAAUAUUACCUGUCAUUUUCUUUAAAUCAAAAGCCUGUUUUUUUUUUUUACUCUCAUUCAUGUUACUGUUUUAAGGCUUUAUAUGUAUUAGUAUUUCUCUGAUUACAAAUGUGGUUAUUUUAUGUUAAUAAAACAAAAUAUAAUCAUUUAUGUGAUAUGGAUCCUACCACUUUUGAUGACUAAAGAGUUGUAUCUACUGUUUUGCAGAAGAAAGGAUUUUUUUUUUUUACUAAAGUUCACUUCAGUCAAACUUGAGUAUGCAGUGGAAAACACUAUAUUUAGGUAGUAAAAAUAAAUUGUUCGGGUACUUGAAGGACCUCUUGUUUUUAAUCCGAAUAUCAUUGUUUAUGACAUUCCCUAGGUCAUUUCUAUUGACUUGUUCUAACAAGAUGGAUGUCAUUAUAGGUUUAGCAUACCUAAUCCAAAAUUUCAAAAUCUAAAACUUUUUUUUUUUUUAAUUUUUGACAGGCAGAGUGGACAGUGACAGAGAGACAGAGAGAAAGGUCUUCCUUUUGCCGUUGGUUCACCCUCCAAUGGCCGCCGCGGUAGCGCACUGCGGCCAGCGCACCGCGCUGAUCCGAUGGCAGGAGCCAGGUGUUUAUCCUGGUCUCCCAUGGGGUGCAGGGCCCAAGGGCUUGGGCCAUCCUCCACUGCACUCCCUGGCCACAGCAGAGAGCUGGCCUGGAAGAGGGGCAACCGGGACAGGAUCAGUGCCCUGACCGGGACUAGAACCCGGUGUGCCGGCGCCGCUAGGCAGAGGAUUAGCGUAGUGAGCCGCGGCGCCGGCCUCAAAAUCUAAAACUUUUUGAGUGUAGAUAUGAUCCCAACAGUGCAAGAUUUUAUACCUGACCUCAUGGUUAAACACAAGCACACUGAAAAUAUCACAUAAAAUUACCUUUAGGCUAUGUGUAUAAGAUACAUGUGAAUCCUAAAUGAAUUUCAUAUUUAGACUUGGGUCCUCUCCCCAAGAUAGUUCAUUUUAUAUAUAUAAAUAUUCCAAAAUCCAGAGAUUGAAAAAUCUGAAACAUUUCUGGUCCCAAGCCUUUCAGAUAAGGAAACUCAUACAUACCAGUCAAAAAUAUUUUCAAAAUGUCCUGGAUUUUAUGCCAUUUCGCACUGGUAUGUUAAACCAUAAGACUAACCAAAAAGCUGUUUUCUUCAAGCAAAUCGCUUUCAGUCAUAGACAUGACUAAGUAAUUAGCUUUAUGUGUAGAAAUAAAACAAAACAGAUACUACUGCAGGACAAGAAAUUUUUUUUAAUAUUUCUGCUUGAUACUCUCAGCUCUGUAUUCUGAAAGAAAGAGCACUUUAUUCCAUUUUCUGUGUAUUUUAAACAAAUGUGAAGCAUUCCCCCUCCUAAAACACAGUAAUAUAUUUCAUUGGCAACUCUUCUCUAGUGUUACUAGGGGAAGUAAUGCAUUUUGUAUUAUAGUAGGAAAGUGUUUAUAUGUUCCAACAGAAGUAAACUAUGUUGUUAGAAUAGAACCUUUUCUGUAUAUGUUGUCCUGCAUUGAUUUAUCUUAAAAUUGCAGUGUACAAAUCCAUGUAAAUAUAACUACUCUUGAUCCUCUGUUUUUUCAUAAAAAUAUUUUACUUACCUAAAAUAUUCUGUUUCUAGGCAAAUAUU